UUAUUAUCAGAAAUGAUGAUCUCAUUUCGUUGGCUUGUGGGUUGGGGGAAAGAAAGGGGAAAGGCGAGCGACUAGUUAGCGAGACGCGGCGGCGAAAGCAAGGAGCGCCGCCGCAGCGGAGUUCGCCGCCGGCGCCGCGCUCCUUGCCCCCGGCAACAAGGGUUCAUGGAGCAUGCCCCUGAUCGGAGUGACGCGGACGGGGGUUGCGAAUGGAGGGAGGAGCUGCGGCAGCAGCAGUCGCAGGUGGACGCGCUGCGUGAGAGGCUCGUGGAGGUCAAGGUCGGGAUGAGGUGCUCCGAGGAGGACUCGAGGAGGGAGCUGGAUCACCUCUGCCGCAGGGUCAAGACCAUCGCCACGCUGCUGGCCUACCUCAAAUCCAAGGCCAGGAUCAUGGCGAUACCGCACCUCGCACACACGUCCUGCGGGAUUAGGCACCAGGACGGCGUGGGCUACGUCGACAGGCACGGGGUGCCGCUGGCUGAUUGGUCCAAGGGCUCCGAGUCUGCUUCCUCCGAGGGUUUAGAUGACGAAAUGGCGGCAGAUAGUGGCCGCGUUGCUGAACAUGGUGAUGCCAAUGAGGGGGAUGUAGACGUGGAAGAUAUUCUGAAGUCCAUACAUGUGGUGACUGAUGUUAUGGAGACCCUUGUGAAGAGAGUUAUUGUUGCUGAAUCCGAAGCCGCUAACGAGAAAGAGAAGGUGAGGAUGGGUCUGGAAGAGAUCAGGAGGAAGACUAUGCAGGUCGAGUCCAUGUCCAUGAAAGUUGAGGAAAUGGAGAAAUUUGCGGUGGGCACUAAUGGUAUGCUGAAUGAGAUGAGGCAAAGGGUUGAAGACAUGGUGUUGGAGACCACCCGGCAAAGGCAGCGUGCGGCUGAAAAUGAACAGGAGCUUAGUCGCGUGAAGCAUGACUUUGAGUCUCUUAGAACUUAUGUCGGUACACUCGUUAAUGUCAGAGAAACUCUUCUUUCAUCAGAGAAGCAGUUUGAAACAAUGGAAAAGCUUUUUGACAGGCUAGUUGCAAGGACCAACCAACUUGAGAGUGAGAAAGCACAGAAAGAAGCCGAAGUCCAGAAGGUGAUGGAGGAGAAUGUGAGGCUACGUGCCAUGGUUGAUAAGAAGGAGGCGCAGCUUCAGGCGAUGAGUGAGCAGUGCAAGUUCAUGGCGCUGAGCCGUCCCAACUAGUGGGGAUAUAUGACAACCCGUUACGCUUGUCCAAUGAUGUCACUUACAAAAUUACAGUUACAUUGUUGCAACAAGAAGGGCUCCAGAUGUGGCGAAAUAACGGGUGGUGCCGACUGCUGGCGAGUUCCCGGGGCUCUGAUUCCUGCUGCAAACAAAUCGUUUACCUUAGGUGUGAUGUGUUGGAACUGUAAACCUGACAUCUUGUAUUCUUGUAACUCGAAAUGUGUGUAAAGACCAGGGCACAUUUGUCCGAAUCCAUAAAUCCUCUGAAAAUGAGCUUCAAUUCAUGGAA
Molecule: messenger RNA, 1471 nt
Organism: Oryza brachyantha (malo sina)
Lineage: Eukaryota; Viridiplantae; Streptophyta; Magnoliopsida; Poales; Poaceae
Exons: 3
Coding region: 166-1179 (337 amino acids)
Biological process (GO): response to red or far red light; negative gravitropism
Source: RefSeq, a predicted model, not a curated record